CCCCCCCCCCCAGCGGGGCGGGCGCCAUGAACUGCAUGUGGCGCGUCACCCGCGGCGUGUGGCAGCUGGAGCUGCGCAAGCUCAUGGUAUUCCUCAUCGCGUUCGGCGUGCUGUCCAUGUGCCUCACCAUGUACUACAUGAACGACUCCGACAAGGUGAAGGAGCUGCGGGUCGGGCCGCGCAUCGGCUGCGACGACAACAGCACGGGCGGCUCGGGGGCGAGGGCCGUCGCCGGCAACGCGAACCGCGCGGCCGCCGGCGGCCGCCGUGGCCGCCGCCGCGGCCGCCGCCGCCGCGGCCCGCCCGAGACGGAGCCCGUGGUGCUGGUGUUCCUCGAGAGCUACUUCUCUCAGCUCGGCCAGGAGAUCAUCGCCAUCCUGGAGAUGAGCCGCUUCCGCUACCGGGCGGAGAUCGCGCCGGGCAAGGGCGACAUGCCCACGCUGACGGAGAACCGGCGCGGCAAGUACGCGUUGGUCGUGUACGAGAACGUGCUCAAGUACGUGAACCUGGACGCGUGGAACCGCGAGCUGCUCGACAAGUACUGCCUCGAGUACGGCGUGGGCGUCAUCGGCUUCUUCAAGGCGAACGAGAACAGCCUCCUGAGCGCCCAGCUCAAGGGCUUCCCCCUCUACCUGCACUCGAACCUGGGGCUCAAGGAUUGCUUCGUGAACCCCAGCUCGCCGCUGCUCUACGUGACGCGCGCCAAGGAGGUCAUCCAGGAGCCGCUGCCCGGCGACGACUGGACCGUGUUCCAGUUCAACCACUCGACGUACCUUCCCGUGCUGCUGGCGCGCACCAAACGUCAGGACCUGAUCCCGCACCCGGGCGUCGCGCCCGUGUACCACCCCACGGUGGUGCAGGACCUGGGCCUGUACGACGGCGUGCAGCGAGUGCUCUUCGGCAACAACCUGGCGCUGUGGUUGCACAAGCUGGUGUUCGUGGACGCCGUGGCGUUCCUGACGGGGCGCCGCCUCGCGCUGCCCCUCGAGCGCUACGUGCUCGUCGACAUCGACGACAUCUUCGUCGGCAAGGAGGGCACGCGCAUGAAGGUGCAGGACGUGGAGGCCCUGCUGAACACGCAGAUGAAGCUGCGGGAGCGGGUGAAGAACUUCACCUUCAACCUCGGCUUCUCCGGAAAAUUCUACCACACAGGCACGGACGAGGAGGACAAUGGUGACGACAUGCUCAUCUCCCACCGUGACCAGUUCUGGUGGUUUCCACACAUGUGGAGCCACAUGCAGCCCCACCUCUUCUACAACCAGAGCGUCCUCGUCGAGCAGAUGGGACUCAACCGCCAGUUUGCCCUGGACCACGGCAUCCCGACGGACAUGGGCUACGCUGUGGCGCCGCACCACUCGGGCGUCUACCCCGUGCACACGCAGCUGUACGAGGCGUGGAAGAGCGUGUGGAACAUCCGCGUGACGAGCACAGAGGAGUACCCGCACCUCAAGCCCGCGCGCUUCCGCCGUGGGUUCAUCCACCGCGGGAUCAAGGUUCUCCCUCGCCAGACGUGUGGCCUCUUCACUCACACCAUCUUCAUCAAGGAGUAUCCCGGAGGCUCCAAGGAGCUGGACAAGAGCAUCCAGGGGGGCGAGCUCUUCCUCACCGUGCUGCUCAACCCAAUCAGCAUCUUCAUGACGCACCUGUCCAACUACGGCAACGACCGUCUCGGGCUGCACACCUUCGAGACCCUGGUGGACUUCGUGGGCUGCUGGACGAACCUGCAGCUGGCGACGCUGCCGCCCGUGCAGCUGGCGAAUAAGUACUUCCAGCUGUUCCCGCAGGACAAGGACCCCCUGUGGCAGAACCCUUGCAACGACAAGAGGCACCAGGACAUUUGGUCUAAAGAGAAGACCUGCGACCGCCUGCCCAAGCUGUUGGUGAUCGGGCCCCAGAAGACCGGCACCACGGCACUCUACACGUUUCUGAAGCUUCACCCGGCCAUCACGAGCAGCUUCCCCAGCCCUGCGGCCUACGAGGAGGUGCAGUUCUUCAACGGCGCUAACUACCACCGAGGCCUCGACUGGUACAUGGAGUUCUUCCCGGCGCCGUCGAACCGCAGCGCGGAGCUGUUGUUCGAGAAGAGCGCCACGUACUUUGCGAGCGAGCCGGCGCCGCACCGCGCCUUCGCGCUGCUGCCCACCGCCAAGCUCAUCACCAUCCUCAUCCCGCCCGCCGACCGCGCGCACUCGUGGUAUCAGCAUCAGAGGGCACACCGAGACGCCGCUGCCACCAACUACUCGUUCCACGAGGCCAUCGCGGCCGGGCCCGAGGCGCCCGCCUCACUGCGCAGCUUGCAGAGCCACUGCCUCCUGCCGGGCCGCUACGCGUCGCACCUGGAGCGAUGGCUCGCCAGCUACCCGCCGAACCAGCUGUUAAUUAUCGACGGGCAGCUCUUCAAGGUGAACCCGGCGGAGGUGAUGGAGCGAGUUCAGAAAUUCCUCGAGGUCAAGCCGUAUCUCAACUACACGCGCACGCUCACGUUUGACGUGGAAAAGGGCUUCUGGUGUCACGUGCUCCCGGACGGCAAGCGGCAGUGCCUGGGCACCGGCAAGGGCAGGAGAUACCCCGAGAUGGAGCCGCGGUCACGGGAGUUCCUCUCGGACUACUACAGAGAGCAGAACGCGGAGCUGCUGAAGCUGCUCAGCCGCCUGCGCUACCCGCUGCCCACGUGGCUGCGCGACGAACUGCCGCCUCCGAGGCCUCGCCCGGACCCCCACAAGAACAGAUAGCAGCGAAAACGCCCCCCGCACUUCCGCGCCGAUGGUUCGGUUCGCACUGCGCGCCUCUGAGCCGGGCCUGGCCCAUUGCCGCUGAGCAGGGGUGGCGGGGGGGGGUGUGUGCGGGGGGCGUGGGGGGCGCCGCCAGCUGGCGCCGUCGUUAUUUGCACAGUUACUUUUUUUUCCUUCCCCCUUUUGACAGUGGAUGUCGUCGCUUCUCGUCUGCGGCGGCCGAGUUGGCCGCGUGUGUUUUGAUCUUUCGGUUUGGAAAGAUUGGGAUUUCCUUGGGCGAUCCCUUCGUUGUACAUUGUCGGCGUUGGCGCAAACCGGAGUACCCAGAGAAAACCCAUCCGGCACGACGAGACCACAAGCUGAAAAGUGCAUUGAGAUAAGUCCGCUGGUUCAUACUCCACAUCGCUGCGACAUCAUGUUGGAGUGGCGGUACGCCAGCGUCACUGGAACAUCAAGACCUGGAGGAUGGUCCGCUGUUCACGCCGCUGCACCUCACCGUCGCUCUUCCCUCUGCCAGAUUCCCGCCUGCUUGGCGGGCUGCAGGUCGCCGACCCUCUGGCUGCCGCUCCAAAGCGCGUCUCGGUGUCUCGCGCCUCCUUCCAUCCGGCGCGCUCGUUCCACUCGUCGGUGAAACCCUCUCCCGCCCCGCCGCGUCGUCUUUCCGAACGUCCACGCUUAUUUUUUUGCGCCCUGGAACGGUCAACGCGAAGUGUCGACUGGACGACUCCACAGCGACCGUUGGGGAUAAACGUCGCGAACUGCCUCUCGCUCGCUCGCACGAGGUCGCAAGAGGCUCGUGGGGCCCAAGCCAAGGUACCCCGAUGGGACAAUGCAAUAUUCCAGUGCGGCCUCGUUGAAGGCAUUGGCUUCCUCUUCUCAUCUCAGCUGUGAAUAUGUGAAUAUUUCUUGUUUGCCGAGUCGACCUCGUUCUCGAUUGUCGUGGUCUCGAAGCCGUGAAUGUGAUGGCUGGAGCAUUCGGAUUUAGCGACGGCUGCGUUCAAGGACCACAGACGGUUGCACUUGACAACAAUUGUUUCCGACAGGUGUACAUAGAGGCCCCCUCUUCGAUGUAAAUAUGUGCAUAGUUGUGCAGACCAUGGUGCAAAGGUCAUAAAAGGCGAUUGUAAAUGCUGACGUGCUGUGUUUAUUUGAUGUCAGGGUUUUAUUCUGGUAGCUACACAAAUGUCCGGGUUCAAGCCUUUGAAGCCACUACUUUUUUACAGCUGAAUGUGAAGUCGUAGAAAGUGUCUCGGUUUGUCACUGAUUACUACACACACACAACUGUUGCUAUUAAACGUCGGGUUGUGUUUAAUUGUGCUGUAGUCCUUUGAAUUAUCCACCCAGGGGAAGCCUCAGUGAGUCCCUCCAUGCUCUUAUGAUCAAGAGGGCCCUGCAUUUGGGAUGUUUGGCCAGUUUAUUUUUGAGCGUACAUUAGCAAGUAUAGAAUGAGUCGGCCAGAAUUGCUUUGGAACAUCCACAAUAUUACAAGAAGAUGACGUUCGAACUCGACUACAGAGAUUGAGCAUCGUCCCUCUCUUCUGUUGUAUCAUUAUAUACUCCACUGCCCCACACAAACAGGGCUCUUAAUGAAAUUGACUGUGACACUUUUGUAAAUCACCCAACCGCAUCGGGAUUUAUUUCGGCAGCAUUUAUAGCAAAAUUGCAAAGGUGCUCACUGCCCACAUCAGCGUGCGGUGGCGGUGUGUCGUAUUUAGUGCUCCGUUGCAAGUGCGUUUGGUCAGAAUUGUCCUUUUUUUCACAUAAGCUUCAUAUCCAUAAUAGAGGUUUUAUUUUUUGGGUUAUAUCUCGUCAACAUAAAUGUGUCGUUCAACCCGCCACCACCCGACACUACUUCAGCGCACCGGUGUGGUGGAGAGUAAACCCACUACAGCAUUGACGAUUCUAGCACCGUGAUGUUUCGCCGGUGAUUACAACCAGCCUGCAUCAGGCGACAGCCACAAUUGUGGAGAAACCCUCCUGUUUCGGUCUUAAAUAGAGGGAUAAUUGAAUUUUAAAAAAGCUCUUAUGGAUAAUAUUGGUCGCGAAAGCUUAGUGUCAAACUGACGAGCCUCUAUGGGGGAGGAUACUUUUUUCCCAUAUAUUUUUCUUUCUAAUUUUCAUUUAAGUUUCUUUCUUAUCCCCUGCAGUUGAAUUAAUCAUCCAUUCGAAUCCCACUCGAGUACAUUUCAGAUUUUUAAAAACCUGAAAAAAACCGGCCAGCCCAACGUAAACGGAAGUGAACGGUUUAGCGGCGUUGCAAAAGGGGACGGGCAUUGCUUGCGGCAGGCAUGAGCCCGCCAGUAAAUGACGCGGGGACGAUUGAGCGAGUGGAAUCGGGCAGCUGAGUUUGUGUGCAAAUUAGCUGAGCGGCGUUCGAGCCAAGCACGGGGGGGGGGGGGGGGGUCACUCCGCAUUGCGCGCGGUGAUUUGGCGGAAUUGUAACUCUAAAAACUCACCCCACGUGUGGAAAAAGGGGUCGCUGUGAAAAUCAAUGUACUCGUGAUAAGGCAACGGACUUUGAGUCUCUCCCGCUCAGUUUUGUUUUUAUAUUUUGCCUUGUGGGAGCAGUGACGUGAAGCUGGCCAACUGGUGUGUGUGCAUCACAGGCCACCACUGUCGCCACCCUUCUGGCUUGUGCUCACAAGUUUAUAUACACAAGUUUUCUCUUUUUCAUCAUCAUCGGCUAAAAAAAUAAAAAUGGGGUGCUUUUAUAAAAAAAAAUACGAAAAACUCAACUUACCUUUCAAAUUUUUUAUCGAAGCAAACACCUUAACAUUUCAUUUUUAAUAUUUUAAUGUAAAGUUAUUUAAAGAGAUCAUCUCUAUACAAGAUUUGUUUUCAAAUCUGAAACACGGUAUCCAUUAUAUUUUAUUAACACACAAGGUGCAAAACAAGAAUCGGUUUCAAAUGAACAUAUUUUUCGAUGUAUUUACAAGCUAAAUGGUUGUAGCAUUUCAGAAUCACUGCUCAUGUUCAGCUGCUUUGUCAAUCCACUGGUCGACUAAGGCCUCGCCAUGCCAUGCCCGGUCAUGGGGAGAGUUUGACCAUACCUCACCGCACUGGUUAAUGCGGGUUGGUGAACAGCUGAGAUCCAAGGGAUCGAUUCAAAUAUUGCCAGCCGUGGCCAGACAUCUAUCAUGCUAAUCGCUGCCCUGUCGUUUUUCCUUAUGCGAUGCUCGAAUGUUCCACGCUUUGCGUUGAGUUCUAGCAGCGAUGCCAUCACAAAAAAAUCCUCAAAAAUGUGUUCCGCCACAUUGUUUCAAAGUCAUAAGAAUAGCAACAACAAAUAUCUAAAUUAUUGCGAUCCUUAAUUUACCCAGGAAAGCCUCGCCGAGGCUUAAGACUUUAUUUCGGGCUCUGCGUUGUGACGGAUCCUUAAUUGGCGUUGCAGAACCAGGCUGUCCACUCUUCCCAUCGCCGAUCCCCACCCUUGCGAUCUGUGCCCCCGCUACUCGCCCGCCUGUGUGGGAGAGCACACGGUCUCGUGCCACCCUGCCGUAUUUAUCUGGCUCCAGUGUACAUCUACCCCCCCCCCGUGCCCCCAAUGUGUUUUUAACGUUCCGUCGUGGGACAAUAAGUAUCGUGGUGCAAUUUCCUUUUUUUUUAGCACUGACUUUUUGUAUAUUUAGAAUCGAUGCAAUCUGUGUAUAUGAGCAUUUCAUUAUUUCUUGGGCAAAGGGAAAUAACGCUUGGCGGCAGCUGGAAAUGUUUUCGUUGUCGAUGAAAAAAAAUGUUGGUUCGGUUUCAGUUCUCUGCUGAACCACGACUGUGGUUUUGUCAUCGAGGUUAGGCAUCUUGUGCACGCCUUGAUAUCAGCAUAAAGUAAACCUGUAUACCGAAAGCAACAAUAGUAUUAUAACGCACAUUUGCAAGAGCCGAGAGGGCGGCCAUUUUCACGGAACACAAACGGGACGAAAAAGGAACGGACUAAAUUAUUACGCGAACACAUUCAGCGGUGUAAAUAAAAAAAAUAAAGCGAUCGCGCAGCACCUGACGUUGUUAUUUAACACACGUUGGCCCAGCGGCCGGUUUGUUAGUUGCCUGUGUUGUGAGCGCGGCAGCUUCGGAGCGCCAGGUGGGUUCCCAGAACCAGUCUUAUCUGUACAGAACCCCUCUUUCCACCGGCACAUCCGAGCCGUGCCAGCUCGGCACCUCGCGCGGCCCGGCCACGGGCGUGGGUCCUCUCUCUGUUGCGCAGUGGAAAAAAGUGUGGUCCGUGUUCCCAUGGCCGCGGGCUACACCGCACCCCGGUUCGUUUUGUCCGGACUCCCGCUUUGGUGGUGGUGGUGGUGGCGGCGCUGUUGUUGUUGUCUUCGUGGUUGCUCGUGAUGCUCGCCCCGAGGGGUGACUCUUUCGUGUUUCAAGAUGUGCCAAGUGUGCUCAAGUUCACGCAGCCAGUUGCUCGCCGGCACCGCCGCUUAGGGGGGGGUGCAUUAGCGAUGUUGGAGAGAGGGGGGUGACUUAAACAUUUUAAUUUGCCUGUGAUUAUGGAUUACUCCGGGUCGUAGUUGGAUCGUGACAUAAUCCCUCCCGUUUUUGGUGCUUGGAAAAGUGAUGUUAAGUUAUUACUUAAGUGACGGUUUUAUUCAAAUUAGCAUGCGUUAGGUCGACUUAAUUUUCAAAAUGCUGACACUGUUAUGAUUGCAGGCUUUGUACGUCAUGUUCUCGCAUUUAGCCAAGCUGCUGACAACCUUAAUUUGCCUUAUUGUUUUGUUAAUUAUUUUGAGUUGUAUAUUCUUUUUUUAUGAACAGAAUAACAAAAAGUAAUCAAUUGGCGUACGCUAAAUAUAAGUAAUCUGAUUUAGAACUGAAAUAGUUUAAGGAUAUGCCUUUAGUAAUCUGAUUAUAGUGAUGGAUUACUUGAAAUAUGACUUGCCAACUGGGUGUGUACCUUAAGGGAAGCGGUAGUGUAGCGGUUAGCGCGCUGCGCUACGAACCCGGUGACCCGAGUUCGAUUCCCGCUCAUGGCCAACACCGGUGACAAUUAUCUGAACCUGUCCUGGGCCUCCCCUAGGUUGACUCGGCCUCAAAUGAGUAACCUGGUGCGGUGUGUAAACAUCGCCACCGGGGAGACAAAGGAGGCCGGGCGUGGUGCUGGCCACCCACUCCCUCGCGUGCCGUGCCGGCCUUAAUAGGUGCUCGCUAACUGAACUUGCCCCAACAGUCUGUUAUGGCCAUAUAAAUGUAAAAAAGAGAAAAAUUCACAAAAAACAUUCACAGGCCUGACCGUGGGUCCCCCCCCCCCCCCCUUUGCAAAGUAAUGUGGUCAAAAUCUGAUUGAACAAAGAACAUCCGCUUAUCGAUUUAAAAUAUCUCUUGCAAAUGUUAAUCUCAUUUAAAAUUCCAAACGCAUUUUUCCAAUUCAAAUCCCAUUAAUUUGCCAUUCAAUUUCUGCGAUGAUGCCAUGCAAUCGUAUACAGCUGUGCGUGUACGCAUAGCUGCGUGCACAUACCCUGUCGUCUCCUUUUAAAAAAAAAAUUCGUUGGGUUGCUUCACAUCAGAGGCUGCCCCUUGUUUUGUCGCUAACGCACACAGUUUACAAAACUCGGGACUUUAAGGCACGCGUCAGUCGAAGCAUCAUCCGCAUGCAGCUUCAGUGUCACGUUGGAGCGAGGGCAAACUUCGUUACUGAGAAGUCAACUAAAGUUGUUCGGCAACAGCUGUGGUUUCAGAGCUAAGGACCCGUCUACGCCAUAGCACACGAGUUACGUCUUAAUUAAAUCCAUACCGCCAAAGGUCUUGACAUGUAUAGUAUAUAUACGCCGGCUGUGAGACAGUGGAUGGAAGUUACAGUCCCGUAGUCAGGGUUGGUUGCUGUAAAAUAUUACAGAUUUUUUUUUCCCAACCCAGGGUGUGGGGUGGGGGACGAUUGGUGAGGUUCGCCCUCAAUGGGAAUUUGAAUAACUAAAAUAAACAAUUAUACAUGGCACUUGGUGUUUGUGAAAGGAUUUAGGGAAAAAGAAAAAAAACAUGUGUUUAUGCAUGGGGUCUAAUACAGUUUUGUAUUAAAGGGUUUUCAUCCGAUUACGACAUACAUCCUGUAACGGCUGCUAAAAUAUAGAUGGUGCAAAUUGAUCAAAUUGAUCAAAUUGAUGAAAUUGAUCAAAUUGCUCGCAAGUUGCUUCAUUGAGAGAGCCACAUCACCACUACCCCACCACCACCUCCACCACCAGCACCACCAGCACCACCAGCACCACCUCCACCAGCACCACCACCAGCACCACCAGCACCACCACCUCCACCAGCAGCAGCCCACGACUGAUGUCCACUUGCUGGCCAGUGCUGUGGCUACAACCAUGCCUUGUGCCACACACAGGGGCAGCUGCCACAGGGGGUCCCCUGCCACAUCAGGGCAUUUGUGAGAUGCACUGCAUGGAAAGGCGCGGUGUCAAUGUUAAUGGUAUGAUGCUGCUGCCGAUCAUGAUAAUGCUGAUGAUGAUGCUGAUGAUGCUGAUGAUGCUGAUGAUAACAUUAACACCGCAUCGUCCCGCGGUCGACGAAUCCGCUGCCGCCGUCGCACGAAAUCCCGAUGAGAAUCUCAAGAGAACGGAGCGGCAACACUUGGCACAUGUUUGUCAACACGCCGAGACGCACAGUGGAUGCUUUUUUUGUUCUUUCUUUUAUUUCUUCAUCUUGCCUAGAAGUCUAGCGUUAGUGUUAAGUCUCUUAACACUGUCACGGCCAUUCAUAUUGAAUGAGUUAGAGAUGUAGAGAAGGAGUUUCAUUUUCUGGGUGAAAGCCAGGACUUUAUAUAAACUGCUUUGUUUAUAACUACAGGGUUUUUUGGGGGGGGGAAUGAUGUCUGUGCUUGAUUAAUAUUGUAACGAAAAGCCUUGUAGCAUUUUAUUUUUAAAAUAUUAAUCUCUUAUGUUGCCGUACUGGAUGUUAUGUUUUACUCGAGUCUCAGUCAUUACCAAGGUGAACGGUUGGAAAUAAUUUGAAUCGGUUGUUACACUUGGAUCUUUAACAAAAAUGGUUUUUAAAACAAUCGUGAUGUUUUCGUAUCUGCAAUUUAUCGUCUCGUAUCUCAUCAUUCGUAAUGGUAAUGGAAGACGGUCCACAUGUGAUGGCUAAAACAAUCUCAUUGUUACGAAACAAUUUCCAAGGAUACUUUUUUUAUCCAACUGGUUAUAGUAUUUUUGUCAAUAAAAACUAAAGUGGGUACCGUAUUCUUUGAAUUAAAAGACACCCUUUUCUCCCCUGUAUUUUAAAACAAAAGUUGCGGGCAAGACCAGAUAUUCGUACCUUUAUUGACACUGGCCACAUGUUUGAGAUGCCCCCUUAUUUUCUAGGGCGUCUCGUAAUCUGGAGAAUGCGGUAACUUAAUCAAGCUCUGUAAAAAAAAAGUGUUGUAAGAAUGUUGUCGUCACUGUCAUUGCCUUUUAAAUUGCCAGUCGAGUGAACGUGGCCCUGUUACCGCGAAACAAAUGAACAAUUAAUAAAAUAUCACGACACUGUGACUUUAGUGCUCAUUUUAAGUCCGGCGUUGAUUGAGGGUCACAGAAGCCAGCGUUUGAUUGGCUGUGACGAGGCGAGUGCGCGCGACCUUCCACGUCAUCUUCCCCUCUUGUUUCAGUCUCAAACGUCGUUUGUGGCCAUGCAACCGUUAAGUUGUUGUGUUUUUUUAAACAGUUUUCGUAAACUAGAAGUGCAAUGUCAUACCGACACGAAUUUUGACUGAUGAACUGAAAUGUGUAACUUCAAAGGAAACGUGUCCGGUGCAAAGCAAAGAAAAAAAAUAUUGUAUUUAAUUCCACGUGUAAAUGUUAGUUUCGAAGUCUUAAUAUAUUUAUAGCAUUACAUGAAUUAGUAACCACAAUGAUGCUGUAAAUUACGUAAUAAGUCUUAAACAUAACCAGUAAAAAGAAUGGCUUCCAAUGUGUCUGACUGUACAACGAAUAUAAGUCAAAUCGUGCUAAAUUGUACAAUUAACAACCUUUCCGUGAUGUGAGUAAAAUGAUGAGCUCAAGUAAAGUAAAAAAAAACGAACAACACAAUGUUUACAUACGUGUUUCAUGUUUCCUUGUCAUCGGCUUUCGCGCCUCCGUAGUAGAAAGUCACGCUCCCGGGAACUUUGGCGAUCAAUUCAAAUUUCAAUCGAUCUCACUUUCGAAAGAUCCCUUUUAUAAUCCCCCCGCCCCAGCCAAAGUUGCUUUGCGCGCUACCAAAGACGUCCUCGGUUAUGUUUUUGUUACCGAGCCAUAUCACCUGAUAGGACUCCCUUUUACAAACCUUUGCCAUAUUAAGUACUUCACCGUUGCCAAGACAAAAACAAAUGCGAAUUGGCCUUAUUCUGCCAAACCGCUUAAUUUAACAAUAUAUAUUGUACCGUAUUAGCGUUCAUCCCUUAAUGCGCGCAUUGCGUUGUGGGUGGUGUACUCCGACGCGCUCAGACCGUCCCAACGACAGUGCAACCCCCGCCUGUUACAAAACAUCACAAUCCUUGUGCCGUCUCCGUGCAUGAAUGGAACCCCCCCUUUAAUUCACGGCUCCCAGCUUUGUUUUGCGAGUUCUCGUUGGCUUAAGAUGCCAUGCACACUUGUCAAAGUUGCAUCUUAGGCCAAAGCACACAAACGCUGUAAAUACACUAAAGGCCUCCCAAACAGCCUGAACAGACUUUUGGGGGCAAGCACUGUUAGCAACGCAUUUUGUCUUAAGAUGCAACUGCUAUGGUUACGUGGCAUCUUAAGUCGUACACACACACACGCGCGCGCGCUCACUUUACGGGGUUCCAGGGCUUUGGAUGACGAAUUCCCUUUGCCGUCAUUCGAGGCUGGGCUGUGCGGGGAAACGAAUUCCUUGGCGUCCUUUGGCUUCGGCACAUGUGGAGUGACGGCUGGCACGUGUCAAGAGGCAAAACGCUGCCACUUGGUGAGAGUUCGUAAGCGGCGAGUCGCUGUCGAAUCACGCGUGGUCCUCCAAGUCCACCUGGUAGAAAAAAAGGCUUUUCGUUGCAAUUCAGUUGUAAAAGCAUUGUGAACAAACUGCAUGGUUUUCGCUAAUUUGCUAGUCUGUGAAGAUACUA
Lethenteron reissneri (Far Eastern brook lamprey) is the source of this 11757-nucleotide messenger RNA. Its product is annotated as bifunctional heparan sulfate N-deacetylase/N-sulfotransferase 2-like. The record is from RefSeq and is a predicted model, not a curated record. Gene Ontology annotation, cellular component: Golgi apparatus. Gene Ontology annotation, molecular function: deacetylase activity; hydrolase activity; heparan sulfate N-sulfotransferase activity. Lineage: Eukaryota; Metazoa; Chordata; Hyperoartia; Petromyzontiformes; Petromyzontidae.